Molecule: messenger RNA, 1311 nt
Organism: Trypanosoma theileri
Lineage: Eukaryota; Euglenozoa; Kinetoplastea; Trypanosomatida; Trypanosomatidae
Product: putative U4/U6 small nuclear ribonuclear protein
Exons: 1
Coding region: 1-1311 (436 amino acids)
Source: RefSeq, a predicted model, not a curated record
AUGAUACGCUCCCAUGAAAAGGCUCUUAUUUCUUCUGGAAUAACAAUAUUAAACUAUCAUCGUUGGUUUGUUGAUGAUGCAAGAAAACACUACAAGCGCCGUUCAUCUGAUCCUCAAACUGUAAGAGAAAUUGGUAACUUUCAGAGAGAUCUUAAGUUUGGAAAGCAACGACCUCUUCCAGACGUUCCAUGGUUACAGGAUAAACAACGAACUUACAUGGAUGAUGCGGAACGAUUGUAUGGACGAAAAGAAACAUGGUGUAAUAUUGAAGAUGAAACAGUACGUGAGAAGUUAGCAUCUUUACUACAAGAUUAUUUAAAAGAUUUGAUUGAGGCUGCAAAACUUGAAGUUCGUAAUGCGCGAAAAUACAAGAGAUUGUGUGAUCGAAUGGAUGCUGAGUAUCGUGCUAAUGUAUCAGCAGGAGCUUUUUCUUCUUCACAGCUUUUGCGUUCAUGGGUGUUAGUCAAAUCUGAAAAGGAUGGAGAGAGAAAUAAACCACAGUUAUCAUUAAAUUCUAGUCAAGAAGUUUUUUCAUCUAAGGAUGGUUUUACAGAAGAUUCCUUAAUAGAUAAUAAUAAUAACGAUGAAAACGAAAAACAAGAGAGUAGAAGUGAACGUAUUGCUCGGGAAAAGUUUGUAGAAGCACGUCGUAGAAAAGGAGAGGAAGCGAACCUUGAAAAUACCCCUGCUACAAUGGAUUUAUUAAAAGGGGAGAGACAACAUACAUCUUACUCUGCGUUUCCGUUUCUACGUCAAAGGGCAUUGGAGAAUGAAACCUCUCUGGAUCCCUCUUUGGUGGAUUGGACCGCCAAAUACUUCCCUGAAGAUGAUGAUCGUACGUUUAAAUCUCCUCCAAAACUACGGAACGAUAAUAAUCAUAAUAAUAAUAAUAAUAAUAAUAAUAAUAAUGGAAACCAAGAUAAUACAGAGAAUGAAGGAUCUAUAGCUAGUAAUUCUUCUUUAUCCACGAGUAAGUCAGAAAAACACUCUGAGUUUCCUUCUAAUAAACUAAAUGCACGUCGCCGACUGCAACGGUCAUUAAGAGUUCAUGAAGAUGGACGUCGUCCUACAUUUGAUGCAGAAGGCGUCUUUUAUCGUGUUCGCCGUCAAAGCAACGAAGAUGACCGUGCACCAAAACCACGCGCAGUUCGUGCUUCUGAUGCAACUGUUGAUAGGGAUAAAGAAGUUGUGAAAGUCCCUUGGGAUACACUAGCAAAGGCUAAAGAGUUAGGUUAUUCAGCAGAUAUCCUGCGUGCUAAAGAACGACUCAUUCGUCUUUCAAGAGGUGAAGAUCCACAGACUAUUCCUUGA